AUGCAAGAAUGGAAUUUCCAGAAGUACCAGAUAAGACCAGAAGCACAGACCUCCAUCAACCCCCGCUCCCCACCGCCCCGGGAGGAACCCUUGCGGCAGUUCCAGGCGCCCGAGCGGCAGGUGAGUCGCGCAGAGACCACAGCCCGUCCCUCUCCGCUCGGCCCCGGCACAGCCGGCACCGCGGGCGGCACCGGGGCGCUGCUGUCCGCGGCGGGCGCCGCACUGCCACCGCAGGGAGCUGCCGCCCGGAAACACGGCUUCUCCGCCACGAACGAGCAAACCCACCACGGAAAGGAAACUCUCCCCGAAUGUUUCAGGGCCAACGGCAUCACCGGCCGCCGCCUCAUCCACGCGAACUGCUCCAGCCUGCCCGCCAUGGGCGUCACGGACUUCGGCCACAUGCAGGAAAUUUCACGACAGGUGCGAGAGUUGCUGGGGAUUGAGGAGCCUCUCUUCAGCAGAUCCAUCGCCCUCCCGUACAGAGACAAUAUGGGUCUCUUCCUAGAGAGAAAGGCACCAACAGGAGAGAAAGCAGAUGCCCUCACUUUCUCACAGUUUAUCCAAGAAGCAGGACUGGAGCCCUGUACUACAGUUCCUUCUUUGCAAGCAUCCCAGACCGUGGUGGGAGUGGAUGCUCUCCCUGCAUCACAGGACAUGCAGAGGCAGAAUUAGAGACUCAUGCUGCACUUUUGCCUCUGUAAGAAGCCCAGCAGCCACAGCAGACUGUACCCUUAUUACGUUGCAGAUUGUUCAAGGAGGUGCAGUUCCACCUUUUCACAAUUACAAAAAAUUGUGCACUGCACUACCACUGCAACUCUUAGACAUUUUAUUACACCAAACCCAUUCCCACAUUGUCUCCUUUCUGCAAUACUUCAUUUGCUUAUAGGAACUAAGUGAAGUGGAGGUUGUAGAUCAGACUGUACCAUUGUCUGUCUUUCACUUCUGCUUCACAGUUGGCUAAAAAAGACCAAAAAACAAUCAUAGACAUAUUUUAGGCACAAAUGAUUGAUAAGAACUUCCCAGAUGCUCAAGUGAAUAGAUUUCUCCCAGGCUUUAGUGUCUGCAGACUGGGUUUGCUCUGAAACCCACAUGUAAGAUAAAUGACAUAUACAGUAACUGGUGUACAGGUGUGGUGGCAGCUGCUGUCAGCAAUCAUAAUUAAGUAAGGGGUCUAGGUGCAACACGCAUAACUAAUCCUUGGCCUCGCCACAGAAAUGAUUUCCUGUGAGGCAAAACCAGGCAGGCAGUGUUUUAUCAUGGUAAACAGUACUGAAACACAAUAGAUGGUGGCAAAAAAAAGUA
Messenger RNA from Hirundo rustica (Barn swallow), 1302 nucleotides. RefSeq names its product sterile alpha motif domain containing 15 (gene SAMD15). Bases 1 to 672 code for a protein of 223 amino acids. Lineage: Eukaryota; Metazoa; Chordata; Aves; Passeriformes; Hirundinidae. The record is from RefSeq and is a predicted model, not a curated record. Gene Ontology annotation, molecular function: protein binding. The transcript has 4 exons.